This is a messenger RNA of Dendronephthya gigantea, 2115 nucleotides long. RefSeq lists its product as uncharacterized. The coding region runs from base 1 to 2115 and encodes 704 amino acids. The transcript has a single exon. Gene Ontology annotation, biological process: DNA integration. Gene Ontology annotation, molecular function: nucleic acid binding. Lineage: Eukaryota; Metazoa; Cnidaria; Anthozoa; Malacalcyonacea; Nephtheidae. The record is from RefSeq and is a predicted model, not a curated record.
AUGAGAAGCCAUCAACUCGAAGAGGGACUUUCAGUAAUCAGUUCAGUCUAUGACCCUCUUGGGUUCGCAGCCCCAUUUAUUCUUCCCGUGAAGAUAUUGAUGCAACAUCUGUGUCGACGAAAGUUGGGAUGGGAUGACCUAAUUGAGCCCGACGAUAUGGCACGCUGGAACACUUGGUUGAAGGAAUUGCCAAAGAUCGAACAGCUUCGCGUCCCAAGAUGUAUCAAAUCCUACUACGUCAAUCCAAUAGUUCAGACGCAGUUACACAGUUUCGCAGACGCUUCGCGACGUGGAUAUGGGGCAGCGAGUUAUUUGCGCUUUGAAGAUUCGAAAGGUAACAUCCACUGUUCGUUCGUGAUGGCUAAGUCAAGAGUGGCUCCUCUAAAGGAAACAACCAUUCCACGACUGGAAUUAUCCGCUGCUGUGGUUGCGACAAGACUCGACAAGAUGAUACGAAACGAAAUCGAUAUUGAAAUCCAUGCCUCCAUCUUUUGGACAGACAGCACCUGUGUUCUGGGGUAUCUGAAUAACACAAGCAAGAGAUUCCAGACAUUUGUUGCGAACAGAGUUGCCACCAUUCAUGAAACAACCACGCCUGAGCAAUGGAGACACGUGACCAGUGAAGAGAACCCCGCUGAUGACGCCUCACGAGGAUUAUCUGCAGAUUCCUUGUUACGCAGUAAUCGUUGGUUGAAUGGUCCCGAAUUUUUAUGGAAACCAGAGAAUUAUUGGCCAUGUCAAAUCAACCUGGCCGUUGCAGUCAGCGAUGACGACCCAGAAGUCAAGAAGAAUGCCCAAGCCUUCUCUAUUGAAGAUAGUUCACACGCCACAGUUGAAGGAAUUAUCGAGAGAUUUUCGUCAUGGGAGAAGCUGAAAAGAUUCGUUUCAUGGAUACUUCGAUAUCGUGCCAAUUUAUCGAAGGCUGUCAUGAGAGCUAAGACUAACAGAAACUCGGAUUAUUCGACUCCAGACUUCAGACCCCUCGACCUGGAUGAAAUGCAGCAUGCAGAAAAGGAAAUUUUAAAAUAUAUUCAAGGAAGAAGCUUUCAAGAGGAGUUAGCUCGUCUUAACUCCGUUGAUGACCAGUCAGCAAAGUCGUUGAAAGGCCAAGUUAAGAAAGCAAGUCCCAUCUACAAACUUGACCCUCGGUUGAAGGAUCAACUCUUGCGAGUCGGAGGACGCCUAACGAAUGCCCCCAUCUCGGAGGAACGGAAACACCCCAUCAUCCUACCAAAGAAUUGUCACAUUUCCACCUUGAUUGCAAGGUAUUACCACCGGUUAGCGAGGCACAGUGGUUUAGAACAUGUUCUGUCCUUGAUCAGAGCGCGCUACUGGAUGAUCGGAGCGAGGAAGACCUUAAAAAAGAUGCUAAACAGCUGUGUGGAUUGCAAAAGAAGACAAGCAGCAGCAGGUGAACAAAAAAUGGCGGACCUCCCAGAGCAUCGAGUCACGCCAGAUAAGCCGCCGUUUACCUUCGUUGGGGUGGACUGCUUUGGUCCAUUUGUUGUGAAAAGAGCACGUAGCCUGGUGAAGAGAUAUGCCGUUUUAUUCACUUGCUUAACCAUCCGAGCUGUUCACAUUGAAGUGGUGCAAAGCCUCGAUACCAGUUCGUUUCUCAACGCAUUGCGUAGAUUCAUCGCCAGAAGGGGACAACCUGAAGUCAUUAGAUCUGACAAUGGCACUAAUUUUGUCGGCGGAGAAAGAGAAAUUCACAGUGCAAUCGAUGAUUGGAACCAACAGAAAAUUCAACGAUUCCUCCUGCAGCAAAACGUCAAGUGGAUCUUUAAUCCUCCCUCAGGAUCUCACCAUGGUGGAGUUUGGGAGCGCUGCAUCCGAACUGCCCGUAAAAUAUUGUUGGCCCUUUUAAAGCAACAGACUGUGGAUGAUGAAUGCCUUACAACUGUUAUAUGCGAGGUUGAAUCCAUUAUGAACAGCAGACCAUUGACAAAGGUAUCUGACGACCCAAAUGACCUAGAAGCCUUGACGCCAAAUCAUUUGCUUCUUUUACGCCCGGGACCAUCGCUACCCCCAGGAGUUUUCCAAGAAGCUGAUUUGUAUUGUAAACGUCGAUGGAGACAAGCUCAAUAUCUCUCGGAUGUUUUUUGGCGCCGCUAG